Molecule: messenger RNA, 1589 nt
Organism: Hibiscus syriacus
Lineage: Eukaryota; Viridiplantae; Streptophyta; Magnoliopsida; Malvales; Malvaceae
Product: transcription factor HHO5-like
Exons: 5
Coding region: 150-1238 (362 amino acids)
Biological process (GO): regulation of DNA-templated transcription
Molecular function (GO): DNA-binding transcription factor activity; DNA binding
Source: RefSeq, a predicted model, not a curated record
CCGAUUGGGGGUAAUAAAAGGCAGGCGGCGAAUCUUGAAUCUUUCUUACAUGUCUAUAUAAAAAAACAACUGGGCCGUUGCUUGUCAUGUUUAUCCUGGCAAUGUUAGGAAAAGAGAGAAAAACAGGAAAAUAGAAGGGAAAAAUAAUAAUGGAUUUGAGCUUGGAUUUGAGUCUGGUUUAUGUUCCGAAAAGUAUAUCUGAGUUUCUGCAGGAAGUUUCGAAGAUCAAAAAUGGGUUUCAGAGAUUAUCAAAGAUCAGUGAUUAUAUCAGAAGAUUGGAAGAUGAGACGAAGAAAAUCGAUGCCUUUAAGCGUGAACUUCCCCUUUGCAUGCUCCUGCUCAAAGACGUGAUUGAGAGAUUAAUGGAGGAAGAAAUACGGUGUAAGGAAAUGAAUGAUGGAUCGGUGUUGCCAUUGAAGGGAAAUACUGAGGAAAAUGGAAAAGAAACUAUGGAAAACGAUGGCGGUGAUAUGAUGAACUGGAUGAGUUCCGUUCAGCUAUGGAACUCUGAUUCCGACAACGUUGAUCCCGACAAGAAACAAAACACCGUUCCUGAACUCAAACCGAGAAGUGGAGACCAAGGAGAAGAUCUGUGUAAGAAAAUCAAGGGAGGGGCUUUUGUGCCAUUUAAGGAACAUGUUGAUAAGAAAAUUCCAGGCCUUUCCCUUAUGACACCAAGCACUAAACUACCUUCCUGUAUCUUGAAGAACAAUGGCGGUUGUGGAAUUGGUUCAGGCUCUUCUUUAUAUGCACAACAGAAUCAAAUCAAGAUUCAGACAAAGUCACAUAACCGACACGAGGAGCAACAACAUCAGCAGCAGAAUUCUAGGAAACAAAGGCGAUGCUGGUCGCCUGAGCUUCAUAGACGAUUUGUUGAGGCACUUCAACAGCUUGGAGGCUCACAAGUGGCCACUCCAAAGCAGAUUAGAGAAUUGAUGCAAGUUGAUGGUCUUACCAAUGAUGAAGUGAAAAGCCAUUUGCAGAAGUUUAGACUUCAUAUCCGAAAAAUUCCGGCUUCUCCACCCGGAAACAAGCUAUGUUCAGUUCAAAACCAGUCCAAUGAGCACAGUAAAGCAAGCAUUUCGCGGUCUGGCUCCCCACAAGGACCCCUCCUUGCUAGUGGUUCAGCUAAGGAUACGUCGAGUACCGUAUGUGAAAGCAUGGGCGCCGAAGAUGAAAAUUCCGACGGACACAGUUGGAGAAGUGGGGCUGAUAAGCCCGGAGAGAUCAGUGUAUAGUCAGAUAAGUUAUUCCCCUAUGAAUUUUGCAGAAACAUGGGGGGAAAGCAUCACGACACCCAGAAUAAUUUAGUAAACAACUAGAGGAAAUUGAAAUCAAUAUUCGGUUUGAGGUACUUGAGGAGAUUUCGAAGAGAUUAUGCAGGUAUCAUAGACCGGUUUAGGUUGUCUCAUCUGUGUUCCUGCUGUGAUAUAUACGAGUCUGUUUAAUUCCCGAUGAUGAAUUGUAGGAACCAAAAUGACAAAGUUCUUUCAUUUAUGUUUUAGACUUGACCCUCUUUUGUUUACAACUGAUUUACUUAUUAUAUAUGAUAUUUGAGGUUUGGUUUGCUCGGUUGCCAUAUUUUUGUG